AUGCCCAGUUCUAGCACUCAAGGCGCCGCUGGCGCUUAUCAGUACCCCUCGGGACACCUCGGUCACCUCUCCCCUUCGCAGCAGGCGUCAUUUGACCAAUUCAAGCAGCUCUGUACCGACCGCAAGGCGUACUCGCCCACGGGUCACGGUCCGAAGGGCGAUCUGCCAAGCACCGACGACGUUGCUCUUCUGAGGUUUCUCAGGGCGAGGAGGUUUGACCUGGAGGGCGCGUUCAAGCAGUUCAAGGAUACCGAGGAGUGGAGGAAGGAGAACGAUAUUGAGGGCGUGUAUCGCUGGAUCGAUAGAGAAGAGUAUGAGUCGACCAGGCGACUUUACCCGCAAUGGAUUGGCAGAAGAGACAAGCGAGGUGUCCCAGUCUAUGUCUUUGAGGUGGGCAACCUGAACUCCAAAGAUAUCGCAGCGUACGAGCAGGCGACGAGUCUGAAAGGCACACCUUCGUCCUAUACCGGAAAGACCCCCGCAAAACUCCUCCGCCUUUUCGCACUCUAUGAGAACCUUACCAACUUCGCCCUCCCCUUCCUCACCUCCGCUACCGACCGUCCAUAUGCCGACGUAACGCCCAUCUCUCAGUCCAACAAUAUCGUCGAUAUCUCUGGCGUCGGAUUGAAGCAAUUCUGGGACCUCAAGACCCACAUGCAGGAUGCGAGUACGCUCGCGACAGCACACUACCCCGAGACGCUGGACCGGAUCUUUAUCAUCGGCGCUCCCUCCUUCUUCCCCACCGUCUGGUCAUGGAUCAAGAAAUGGUUCGACCCCAUCGUUGUGUCGAAGAUGUUUAUCCUCAGCGAUGCAGAGGUCCUCCCCACACUCUCGGACUUUAUGGAGAUCCAGGAUAUACCCAAAAAGUACGGCGGCCAGCUGGACUACACUUUCGGCCAGAUGCCAAAUCUCGCGGCCGGCGGUAUGGGCGAGAUGGUGGAGUGGGCAGAAGGGAUGGAGAAGGGCAUGCUGCCGGCAGGGCCGAUCAAGUGGGAAAGGGCAGAGAAUGGCGAUAUGGUGAUGGUCAACGUCGGCAGUGUGGGCGGGGUGGAGAAGCGCGAUGUGAUUGGCACGGUCAAGAGGCAGUGGGAGGAGGUGCUGUUUCCGGGAAGAAAGUCGCGACGUAACCGGGGCAGAGAGCGUUGA
This is a messenger RNA of Dioszegia hungarica, 1146 nucleotides long. Its product is annotated as CRAL-TRIO domain-containing protein. Lineage: Eukaryota; Fungi; Basidiomycota; Tremellomycetes; Tremellales; Bulleribasidiaceae. The transcript is spliced from 5 exons. Bases 1 to 1146 code for a protein of 381 amino acids. The record is from RefSeq and is a predicted model, not a curated record.